GUCCGCGUACAUUGAUGUCCAGGCACAAGACCUUUAUACGACAGUGCUCACAUCACUUUUACGACGAGCUAUUAGGACCGAAUGCCGUGCCAGUAUCAACCAUAUCACCUGUAACUAUAAUAGAUCCCAAGCGUGGCAGAGACCAAGGGAAAUCCCGAUACUUUCUAGAUAGCGUCUAUGAAAUUCAUGCCGCAAGUGUGAUAAGCCUCUCCUACCCAACUAUCCUCUCCUUCCUCACCGAUUGGUGGAUUAUCGUCAACAAGUAUCUCAGUCGAAACUUCUCCUUCGAAAAGGACCGCAUCGUAGCAUCUGCAGGCAUAGCUCGUGCAUUUUCUUAUCUAGGCCGCCUGACAUACCUCGCUGGACUAUGGAACGAGAUCCUUCCCGCUGCGCUCCUUUGGUAUGUAGACAAGAAACCCUCCUGGCUCAUCCGCAUCGAGAACCUGAUUCCCAACGGCAAUCCAGUGCCAUAUUCCAUAUGGACCCCCGAGAUAAUAGCAGACAAAUCCGCAGAGUCCGCAGCAGAAGGUAAAACGGCGCCCUUGCCACCACCUAAUCCACCCAGCUGGUCCUGGUUCUCCAUCCCCAUGUACAAAUACUACCAGACGCCCUUCCUCCUAGCCGACAACUCGCUCUUCAUCCGGUCCAAAGCACUCAACUCACCACAUCUCGGAUUCCAGUUCCCCGGCCAUGCCGCACGCCACGCCCCCGACACCGCAGCCCACGAGUUCUCAGGCGCACAGAUAACACUCGAGACGAGCGUUUUACCCGUUAAAUCCAACUGGCCGGCUGAUCUAGCAGCGCAGAUGCAAGAUAUAGCGAGCAAUAGCAGUGCAGUACCUGCGGAUCGCCGGUUCCGCUGGGAUCCAGAGCUGGAAUACUAUCCUGAUGACCCUGCUGGUCGGGCGUCGCCGCCACGGGAUGCGGUCUAUGGGCUGCUGUCUGAAGUCCAGGUUGUGAGGACUGCGGGUGCGAAGAAUAUCCAGCGGCGGCUUGCGGGGUUGAUGCUGGUUCCUGGGUUGAUCAAGGGAACGUGGAGGAGGGUGGGUGUGUGGAAGUUACGGGUUAAUGUUCGGGAUGUGCUUGUUGAUGCGGGGAAUAUUGAGGGUGUUGCUGAGAAGUGGGCGGGGAAGAGGGUGGUGUCUGGGAAGUGGGAGCGGGUGGUGCUUAGGAUUGUGUGAGUGUACAUGGGAGAGG
Bipolaris sorokiniana ND90Pr is the source of this 1197-nucleotide messenger RNA. RefSeq lists its product as uncharacterized. The transcript is spliced from 2 exons. The coding region runs from base 15 to 1181 and encodes 388 amino acids. The record is from RefSeq and is a predicted model, not a curated record. NCBI's taxonomy places the organism in Eukaryota, Fungi, Ascomycota, Dothideomycetes, Pleosporales, Pleosporaceae.